Tinamus guttatus (white-throated tinamou) is the source of this 706-nucleotide messenger RNA. The record is from RefSeq and is a predicted model, not a curated record. NCBI's taxonomy places the organism in Eukaryota, Metazoa, Chordata, Aves, Tinamiformes, Tinamidae.
UCCCAGGAAGAGCUACAGGAAUAUUGCAGAUGCUCUGGGAUUACAUAUGUGGCUCUUGUGUCUGAUAAAGAAGGAAGUCACGUAAAGGUGAAAUCCUUUGAGAAGGAAAGACAGACGGAGAAAAGGAUUUUAGAAUCUGACUUAAUAGAGCACCUGGUCCAGAAGCUGAAAACCAAAAUCUGUGAUGAAAGAUGUAGUAGAGAAACCUCAGAUAAUCUCUCAGUACAAAAUCAAAAGGGAUCAUUUGCUAAUAUUUCAGGUGUGUUUGACUCCCAUGGAACUCUUAUAGUGCCUAAUGUCAGUGUUAUAGCCCCGGAAAAAUUAUCUGCCAGUGCCAGACGUCGUCAAGAAAUUCAGGUACAAACAAGACUUCAGACAUUCAUUUCUAACCUGCAACAGAAAACCAGUGAGAUUGAGAUUUUAGCGGUAGAUCUGCCAAAAGAAACUGUGAUACACUUCUUGUCAUUAGAGUUUGACAGAGACAGACAAACCUUUGAUGCUACUGUGAGCCAGCUGAUGUCACGGUGGCCAAAACAACGAUCCUCUUAUCUGCAAGCAAUUUGUGAUGAAAUUUACAGCAUCAAAAUGGAAAAGAGGGUUCCUGCGCUUAUCCUGUACAGUUACCGAGACGAAUACAAGGUUUUGUUUUAGUGCUGCAAGCAUCCUCUCCGGGCUGCUUCAACUAAAGGACAGCAGUAUUUUUGCA